Molecule: messenger RNA, 3625 nt
Organism: Carassius gibelio (silver crucian carp)
Lineage: Eukaryota; Metazoa; Chordata; Actinopteri; Cypriniformes; Cyprinidae
Gene: pcgf5a
Product: polycomb group ring finger 5a
Exons: 9
Coding region: 341-1048 (235 amino acids)
Biological process (GO): regulation of transcription by RNA polymerase II
Cellular component (GO): PRC1 complex
Source: RefSeq, a predicted model, not a curated record
GCCCCUUCUCUGCGCGAGCUGCUGCCAGUUCCGUGUCGGCCGCGAGUUUACUAGCCACGUACUGCCUGCACGCGCUCAAUCCGCCGUCGGGCUGCAACGAUCUGACUCUCUCUGGCUUUUGGAAACCCCUUUUUCCAGUCUCCAUUAACGGCCCAGCACAAAACGAGGCGAGGCGAUUAGUAACGGGUGACUCUAUCAACAGUAAUGUCUUCAGAUCGGAGUUACAGCUGCCUCAAAACCGAGGCGAUGACAAAAUCACAUUGGCAACCCUGUGCUGGUGCACAUGAAGAGCUGUGACUCUAGCUUACGAUCUCCUGACCUCUGUGACCUUUGAGUCAAGAUGGCGACCCACCGAAAGCACCUGGUCCGAGAAUUCAACCGAUACAUCACCUGCUCAAUUUGCCGUGGGUACCUGAUAAAGCCCACUGCUGUCACAGAAUGCCUGCACACUUUUUGUAAGAGUUGUAUCGUUCAGCACUUUGAGGAGAGUAAUGAGUGUCCGGAAUGUGGGAUACAAGUCCAUGAAACCAACCCUUUAGAGAUGCUGAGGCUAGAUAAGACCCUGGAGGAGAUCAUCUUCAAGUUGGUGCCUGGACUAAGAGAGAAGGAGGAACAACAGGAAAGUGAUUUCUGGAGAAAAAAUAAGAUCAAAUCAAAUGGAGAAGAUGGCCCUAGGGCUAAGAAAGCUCGCCUGAGUGAUGAAGAGGACGAUGAUGGGAAAGGUGGAGACUAUCACAGGAGUGAUCCUCAGAUCGCUAUUUGUCUGGACUGUCUACGAAACAAUGGCCAAUCAGGAGAAAGCAUAGUUAAGGGUUUAAUGAAGAAAUUCAUCCGUUGCUCCACCCGUGUUACGGUGGGAACCAUUAAGAAGUUCCUUUGUGUAAAACUGAAGCUGCCAAGCUCUUAUGAGCUCGAUGUUUUGUGUAAUGGAGAGAUCAUGGGCAAAGACCACACCCUGGAAUUCAUCUACCGCACUCGCUGGAGACUUCAGGGUGACAGCGCUUAUCCUAUGGUUCUCGAGUACCGUCCAAGGAUCGACUUUGGUUAAACAGCACUUACAGCUUUGCGGAAAUCUCAUGCAGACUGAUGUCAAGAGAUGAACAAAAAGCAGAAAAACUGAAUGAUUGUGCCUCCGUUGAAAGACAACAACACAAAGCCCCAUGACUGACAGGACUGCUCUCCUCUUCCUGUGCACUGCUUCAGCCUCUACUCCUCCAUUCCUCCCUCCUUCAUGUUCCUGUUUGACAGUUGUGGCUCCGCCCACUGGCACUGUAUCAAGUUUGAUGAUUAUAUUCUUCCAAAGCUUUCACUGCAUGUUGUCUCUAUGACGACGCCUUAGCGUAGAGCGGCCCAUUGGGAUUAUCUGAUAGCAAUCUAGCACAGACAGUAAGCAAAAACUGCGCCCGGCCAGGUGACAGGAGUGAGGGGAAAUGGAGACAUUUUUAAGAAGAAGUCUCUCUAGAUUUUAGAUCAUUUUAUUAGGUGUUUUUAUCUAAGAUUUUGCACUAGAGGCAAAUCCAAAUGUCUCACUAUACUAUUGCUGUUCUGUGUUUUUCACUUAGACUCUCUCUCUCUCUCUCUUUUCUUUUAGUUACUUUUCUCUCUUGCUCUCACCGCCCACAUUGUCCCUCAUAAAUUCAGCGACUCUUUUUCAUGUCAUCAUUCUCUCUCCCUUUCAUUCGCUCACACAAACUCGCUCUCUCUUUCCAUCUUCCCUCACACUCUCUCAUUUUUCUCCAAUGGUGUUUUUGGCUCUGGUCUGAAGUAUUGAUGGAUCUCAUUCAGUUGGAAUUGAAUGAGAGCGCUGUAGAUGUCCCAAAAUAACAGCACUGAAAGGCACUCUGGGUAAGCGUUUUUCUUUCACAUCGAGCUAAGGCCAAAUCUUAUAUUCGUCCAAACCAGAUCAUUAUCUUAAUAGAAUUGAUCUAACAUUAACUGACGCCAGAUAUGCUUAAUGCCGUAAUUGACUGAGAAAUCUCAUCUUAAAAAAAACAGUUGAAUGGGGAAUGACUGACGUGUGCCAGCUGCAUCUCUCUAAGAGCAGCUUUGGCUCACAGGCUGUUGGUUGUAAACAUUCUGUUUAAUCAGAAAUAUAUUUAAUUGAGAUCAAACAAUCAAAUUGACAUCAACAAAUGUUUGAAUUUUGGUCCCACUUUAUAUUCGGUGGCCUUAACUGUACUUUAAAUUUUAAUUAAUCAUUUGAUAAAAUGCACUUAUUUUGUAAGUUUUUACGUUGUACUUAUAUUUAAACAAAUUACCUGCAUGUAAUUACAUCUGUAAUUACAUUUAUAAUUACAUCAUUGAACAACCCUUAUACCUUAACCCACCCUUAAGGCCACCUAAAGUGGGACCUGAAUUUUAAAAGAAACAUCCAGAUUGUUAAUAAUACACGCUUUACAGUGUAUUUUGAGUGUCGUGUGGAAAAACAAGUGUGCAAGGGACAACCAAUAAUACAUUUGGUUAACCCUACUUUCACAAAAUGUAAGAAAAGUCCAAAUCUGGUAUUUCUCUAUGUGCUUCUCUACUACGCAGCAUUUAUCAAGUCAUGGACAUGUUUGUGAGGAGAGUUUGAGAUUCAAUCAUCACAUUGUUUUAAAUACUGUAGUUAAGAGUGAUAUUUUGGAGAAUUAGCUCAGAUAAGGUCAUAGGUUAAGUUCGUUUACAUGACAAUGUUAAUCUUUAAUGUAUGUGUAGUAGCCUAUGAAAGGAAUAUUCCAUUUGAACUCAUAAUUACACAAGAAAUAAGUGAACACCAAACUGCAAAAAAGUUGCCAAAACUAUUUUAUGCACAUUCCCAGAAUGCUUUUUGAGAAUUAAGGGUUCAAAACAUGGAGUUUUGCCAAUCCAGAUUAUAUUCCAUUGAAAAUCUUAUGUGAAGGUACUUAAUGUAGAACAUGAUUGCAGGAAUCAUUAUGUGAUUAAUCAUUAUUUGUUUUGGAUCAUCUCAGGGGAUGACAAUUGGUGAAAUGAGGGUUUGUUGUUCGUUGUUCUCCACUUCAGCUUUGGAAUCAAGGAAUCAUAACAAUGGGUUUUAGAAAGUCACUGCAGUGCUCAAUACGGUUAAUCAAAAGAUGCAUAUAGAAUAAAAAUGACAUUUGAAUUUCUCGGCUACAUCGUUUUCAUGGGGUUGUACCCAUAUGUACCAAUAGUGGAAAUAAAGUUGUCCAAAUGCUUCUUAUGAUAAGCUAAACCUUCAUGUUAUACCAACAUGAUCUAUUGUACUGAAUCUUAAAAAUCAACAGCACUCUGUCAGUUCAGUAGAAAUCUUGAUGUUGUUGUUUAGGACAAAGGCCACUGGCUGCUCUCCAAAAUCCAAUUUCCUCCCCACUAAGAAAACAUGCAAAUCAAAUAUGAAGUGUCUUUGAGCUCUGAUAAUAAAUAUAAUGUAUUUUUGUAUGUUGAAGCACUUAUGUAUAUUUGAACCUAUAAUCAAAAGAUUUUAUGUCAAUGCUUGUCUUUUCCUAAUAGAUGAUGCUGCUUGGGGUAAUUUAUUCUUUUUUUUAUACGUCCCACUGCCUGCUAUAUGUGUUCCCCAUGUAAAUGUUCGUACUGUUCAUGAAAAUCUUUAUAAUGCUGUUCAUGACCUAUUGUUAUUUAAUUAAUGAACAUUAAAAUAUGAAAAAUA